CCCACCUGCAUAUCAUUCCCUUCCUCACUCGCUGCUUGCGUACCUGCUUCCUGCGUUGCUUUCCUUCCGCCCCCAUUUCCGUGCCACCCUACCACCAGAGGACGUCCCUACGUGCACUCGCGGGCUGCCUGGCUCUCUCUUUCCUCUCCUUUUCUCACCCACUUGGACUGGAAGUUACUACUCAUAGUUGGCUACUAGUGUGUGAGAUUCGGAUCGUCGUGUUUGCUGUGGUAGGUUGGGUUGGUUGAGUGAUAAUCGGGGGCUUUCGUCGUGUGUUGGAGCACCUGAGAUUUUAUAGCUGUGUGUGUUGCCUGUCUGGUGUUGUGGGGGUUUGUGGUGGGGGCGUCAGUCGGCGUUGACGUUCGGAUUGAGGUAGACGGGGGCUAGCAAUGGACCAACUGGACAUUCCGAGCAUGCACGAUCACGACUGGUACGAGCUCGUGAAGGACAUUGGGUCGGGUAAUUUCGGGGUCGCCAGGCUCAUGCGCGACAAGAGGACGCGGGAGUUGGUUGCGGUGAAGUACAUCGAGCGUGGGGAGAAGAUUGACGAAAAUGUCCAGCGGGAGAUCAUCAACCAUCGAUCGUUGCGGCAUCCCAACAUAGUGCGAUUUCAGGAGAUCAUGUUGACUCCAACCCACUUGGCCAUUGUGAUGGAAUAUGCUGCUGGUGGAGAGCUGUUUGAGCGAAUUUGUAAAGCAGUCCGGUUCAGUGAAGAUGAGGCCAGAUACUUCUUCCAGCAGCUUAUUUCUGGAGUCAGCUACUGUCACUCCAUGCAAAUUUGUCACCGUGAUUUGAAAUUGGAGAACACAUUGCUGGAUGGAAGUCCUGCACCUAGACUGAAAAUCUGUGAUUUUGGAUAUUCAAAGUCGUCUUUGUUGCACUCGCAACCGAAGUCGACUGUGGGAACACCUGCCUACAUUGCUCCAGAGGUCCUGCAAAAGAAAGAGUACGAUGGCAAGAUUGCGGAUGUGUGGUCGUGCGGUGUGACCUUGUACGUCAUGUUGGUGGGAGCAUACCCAUUCGAGGAUCCCUAUGACCCAAGGAAUUUCAGGAAAACCAUUGGACGUAUCUUGAGCGUGCAGUACUCUGUCCCCGAUUACGUUCACAUUUCCCCGGAGUGCAAGCAUUUGCUCUCUAGGAUUUUCGUUUCUAACCCAGCCAAGAGAAUCAACAUUCAAGAAAUCAAGAAUCACGAAUGGUUUUUGAAAAAUUUACCAACGGAUCUGGUCGACCUUGCUGACAGGAGUUACGGUUUUGAGGACCCAAACCAUCCCACACAAAGCAUCGAAGAGAUCAUGCAAAUUAUUAGCGAGGCUAGGGAGCCAGAAGCAAGUACAGGAGGAAAUUAUUUUGGUGAUGUAAUGGAUGACAUGGACGUGGAGAAUGACUUGGACCCUGAUUACGACAGCAGUGGAGAGUUUGUGUGUGCAAUGUAGAAUGGUAGGUAGGAUGAGGUAAUAGGUUGUCAUGCACAAUUGUAUCAGACAAUAGGAGGUGAAACGGUAGUGUAUGUAAAAUUGGAUGGUGUAGUUAAAAUGGAAUGGUUUCACUUCAUUUCUGUAGAUAGUUUUGCUGCACCAGCUCUUUGAGUUUCCAGGAAGUGAAUCAGAGAACCAAGCGAUGGCUACUGUGCGUAUCGGGUCGACUUCAACAAUGUUAUUGGAGAUGCAUUACGCAAUGCACAAUCAUCUGUUCGAAGGUGAUUGACUUGCAUGACGAAGAUGUUUGGAUGUUGUGGAGCUUGGGGAUAUUGGAGAAGUCGUGGCUCCAUUGUAGUAAUGGAGGAUCUAGUGAACCUGAAGGGUGGAAGGGUGAUGUUGUCAGAUGCAGCUAAGGACUCUAUGCUUGUAUAGGAUCUUUUGGAUUUGGGCUACCUUGUGCACUUUGUAUUCGACUUAUAACCUUUGAGGUAGUAGUGUAGGUGGAACCUGGUGUUUUUUUUGUGAGCCCAAUGUAGUAAAGAUUAUUGGCUCAGAUGAACUGAGCUUACAUUCUAGCUGUA
Physcomitrium patens is the source of this 2002-nucleotide messenger RNA. Its product is annotated as serine/threonine-protein kinase SRK2A-like. The record is from RefSeq and is a predicted model, not a curated record. Gene Ontology annotation, molecular function: protein serine/threonine kinase activity; ATP binding. Gene Ontology annotation, biological process: protein phosphorylation. NCBI's taxonomy places the organism in Eukaryota, Viridiplantae, Streptophyta, Bryopsida, Funariales, Funariaceae.